AGGAAACCCUAAACCCUGUCGCCCUGCCUCUGUUUCUCGUCUGCGGCGUUUCGGUGAAGGUGAAAUGGCGACGGUACCGGGACAGUUGAUCUGGGAGAUCGUGAAGAAGAACAAUUCAUUUUUGGUGAAGCAAUUCGGUAGAGGGACUGCGGGCUUGCAGUUCAGCAAGGAGAGCAAUAACCUCUACAACCUCAACUCCUACAAGCACUCUGGUUUGGCAAACAAGAAGACUGUUACCAUUCAGGCAGGAGGGAAGGACCUUUCUGUGGUGCUUGCCACGACCAAGACCAAGAAGCAGAACAAACCCUCCAGUUUGCUUCACAAGUCUGUCAUGAGGAAGGAAUUCCCUAGGAUGGCCAAGGCUGUCGUCAACCAGGUUGCUGACAAUUACUACAGGCCAGACUUGAAGAAGGCAGCUCUUGCAAGACUUAGUGCUGUAAACAGGAGCCUUAAGGUUGCUAAGUCCGGAGUUAAGAAGAGGAACAGACAGGCUGCUAAGGUCCGUGGUAGGAAGUAAGAAGUUUAGUGAAAGGUUUCAUUUGAGUCAAAUGUUGGUUCUGUUUUUGUUCUAAAAGCAUCGGGGACUUCAAAGUUCUGGUUUUUGAUGUAUUAGAAGAGUUAUCACUCUUGUUAGAGAAGUUUAAACUUUGCCCUAAUUACUCAAGUUCUAUUUUCUAUGUAUUUGAGAAUUUUAAUUGAAUUGUUCCUGUCAAGCGAGUACCUAUUUUUGCUCAAAAAAAUUGCUCUUAUGGU
This is a messenger RNA of Rubroshorea leprosula, 753 nucleotides long. Lineage: Eukaryota; Viridiplantae; Streptophyta; Magnoliopsida; Malvales; Dipterocarpaceae. The record is from the annotation of a GenBank genome assembly.